GAGACGGGAACCCGAAGUCGUCUUCGUCAGGCUACGAGCCGACGAGACUGACAGACUGAGAAGAGCUCGUCGCCCGAUUCCAUCUGGAUUUCCGCCGGCCAGCGGCGAGAUGUCCUUCUUCUUCCGGGCCGCUACGCGGCAGCGCCCGUCGCCGCAGGAGAUCGCGCGCUCCAUCAAGGACUCCCUCGUUGCCCUCGACACCAAGACCGGCGCCAAGGCUCUCGAGGAUGCUGAGAAAAACAUACUUACGUUGAGGCAUACACUUGCUGGUGAUGGAGAAGUAGAACCAAAUCAAGAGCAGGUUCUGCAGGUAGCCCUUGAGAUCUGCAAGGAGGGUGUUCUUUCGCUCUUUGUUCAGAAUCUUCCUUCCUUGGGUUGGGAGGCUAGAAAGGAUCUUGUCCACUGCUGGUGUAUUUUGUUGAGACAGAAGGUUGAUGAAGGCUAUUGUUGCGUCCAGUAUAUUGAAAAUCAUUUUGAUCUUUUGGAUUUCCUUGUUGUUUGCUACAAGAACUUGGAAGUUGCGUUGAAUUGUGGGAACAUGUUGCGAGAAUGCAUAAAAUAUCCUACACUUGCAAAAUAUAUAUUGGAGUCAAGUAGCUUCGAGUUGUUUUUCCAGUAUGUUGAAUUGCCAAACUUUGAUAUUGCUUCUGAUGCUCUGAACACCUUCAAGGAUUUGCUAACCAAACAUGAAGAUCAAGUUUCUGAAUUUCUGAGCUCUCAUUAUGAACAGUUUUUUGGACUCUACACAAAACUUUUAUCUUCAACUAAUUAUGUGACACGAAGACAAUCAGUGAAGUUUCUUUCAGAGUUUCUGUUGGAGGCCCCAAAUGCUCAAAUAAUGAAGCGUUACAUUUUGGAAGUUCGGUAUUUAAACAUUAUGAUGGGUCUUCUGAAGGAUUCAAGCAAAAAUAUCAGGAUAUGUUCCUUCCACAUAUUUAAGGUAUUUGUUGCCAAUCCAAACAAGCCUCGUGAGAUUAUUCAGGUUUUGGUUGACAAUCACAGAGAACUGUUGAAGCUACUCCACAAUCUCCCCACAAGCAAAGGUGAAGAUGAACAACUUGAUGAGGAGAGAGAUCUAAUUAUCAAAGAGAUCGAGAAGCUUGUGCGGUUGUCCGUAUAAACCCUCAGGAAAUUCAAACAUAUCCUUGAUGCUGAUGUUGAGGAAAAGUCUACCCCUUUGUCCCCUCAAUAUUUUGAAGACAUCCUUCCUGUGUAAUAUGCUGCCCUGUAUAGAGCUUGUCUUUCAUAUAUGGAAAAAGUUUGGCCACAAAUUGCAUUCUCCGUGAGAACACUUAGCAUUCCUAUCAGAAAUUUGUUGACGUGAUGCCGAUACACUGGUAGCAGAAUUCGUAACAGGAAUAAUCUGCAUUAUGGUGUGGUGUUGAUACCAUUACGAAUUGGCUGAGAGUGUCUGGCAUUUGAACUGGGUUCACUUGUCAUGUAGUAUAUUUUGAAUUUUGAUGCCUAACGUAACGUUUGCAAAUUCUUGGCAA
This is a messenger RNA of Sorghum bicolor (sorghum), 1493 nucleotides long. Its product is annotated as calcium-binding protein 39. The transcript has 11 exons. The record is from RefSeq and is a predicted model, not a curated record. NCBI's taxonomy places the organism in Eukaryota, Viridiplantae, Streptophyta, Magnoliopsida, Poales, Poaceae. Gene Ontology annotation, molecular function: protein serine/threonine kinase activator activity. The coding region runs from base 110 to 1120 and encodes 336 amino acids. Gene Ontology annotation, biological process: intracellular signal transduction.